AUGAUGACAGGCCGUUAUGAGGCACGCCCGGAGCGUCAAAAUGAAUAUUUCAUUCCCGGUGAAGGAAUCAGCCGUGAAGUCAUUCAAGCAGAUAUCUGUCGCUACCUUGGAAACGAUGCCCUCGUGAGACCUGGCAACCACAAUGGCCGCCCAGGCUUCUUCAUCCGUGCCUAUCGGAAUCUCACAUCGGAGAUGAUUACUGAUCUGAAGGCGGACUCCGCUCGCUGGGAGGCGGACGUGUCGCGUCGGGCUGACCUAGGCUACCCCCGAGGCAGUUACAUCCAGGACAUGAACGUGUCCCACGCCCCUAACCCUCCUCCAGCGAACUACUCCACUUCAUCCAUCCACGAGGUUCGCCAGUCACAAGGCCCAUCUCCCACACCUUUCACUGCCGCUCCCGCGCAGUCAUACAUGGAUCCGUAUUCCCAGAGCCCUUACAGUGGAUCCCAAAGUGCCCCCUACACCAACCCUUCAUCUUACACAUCUUCAACUCACUCGCCGUACGCAUCAGGUACAGCCCCGUACCCCCCGCCCCAGGUUACUUACUCCGGCGCCAGCCAGCCGAUCGUGACCGCUGCGGACAUGCACCCCCAAUCGUACACAUAUGCCCCCACGGGCUACGGUGGCUACGAUAAUGGUCGAAGCAAUGCUCCCCGCUACCCGGGGCCUGGAUAUGAUGCCGACCAGGAUUACUCUCCCGUAACCUCCGGGAUGGCCUAUCCUACAACUACUGCCCCGGACCCCCGGAUAGGAGGAAUGGAGCCCAGAUACACCCCUGAAUAUGAGCGCAGGCCGCAAGCAACCAGAAAUGACCCGCACCGUCGGCGUUAA
This is a messenger RNA of Penicillium olsonii, 831 nucleotides long. NCBI's taxonomy places the organism in Eukaryota, Fungi, Ascomycota, Eurotiomycetes, Eurotiales, Aspergillaceae. The record is from the annotation of a GenBank genome assembly.